Molecule: messenger RNA, 2314 nt
Organism: Lates calcarifer (barramundi perch)
Lineage: Eukaryota; Metazoa; Chordata; Actinopteri; Centropomidae
Product: claudin-34
Exons: 2
Coding region: 1174-1872 (232 amino acids)
Biological process (GO): cell adhesion; bicellular tight junction assembly
Cellular component (GO): plasma membrane; bicellular tight junction
Molecular function (GO): structural molecule activity
Source: RefSeq, a predicted model, not a curated record
GUUCAGCAUCACUCUGAACUCUCUGGGUCUGAUUCCAGCAGUUUAAGCCUCUGACUCUCACUCCAUUAGAGGGAGAUCCAACCUGAACACAGUUACACAGAGAUAACAACAGGUGUUCAGGGAGCAGAGGGAACAACAGAGCAGCAGUGCAGUAAAGAUUCAUUUAGUCACUUCCUGCUUCAUUAUGAGACACAAGCUUUUAUUGUUCCAGGAUCUCUGGGACCUUCAGUUUGCAUAUUUCUCCACUUCUUUCAUCAUGCAGACACUGAUACCCUUCAGUUUCCUGUUACAAUCAGUGAUGACGUACUUUCUUCUGUUGCUCAACAACACAGUGAUACACGGAGUAACUUUUACAGCCUCAUGCUGGGAAUGUUUUACAGCUCUUCACUUCGCCCGGUCUGGACUUUUACUGCAUCUGGGUUUUGUUUUGAGAGAGAAAACUGAACGUGUCCUGCUCACAGAGGUGGACACAUAUGAUCACAUUAUUCAGCCAUGUUAGUCUUAUCCUGACCCUCGAAGCCCAAACCUGAUCAAACUGUAUCCAGGUGGAGGUUUAUUUUGGCUCUGUGACAACCUCACUCUGAGGUUUAGGGUUUAUUAUGAUGUUUCAGACGGGCAGAGUAGAUUAUUAUUAACUGAUUUCUAUCUAUAGAGUUGUGCAAAAAAGGCUUUUUUCAGCAAACCUGCAACAAGCAGAAUAUUUCACACAGAAAAAGGAAAAUCAAUGUUAUUUUAGGAUCUGAAGGAACGUGUAAAUACACCGUCUGGAUGUUUGAAAUUCGAUUGAUCAAUAAAGGAGAGCAAAGUGAGUUCACAGAGUCAUUUACAGUAAGAAUAAGGCUCGGCUCGGCCUCUCCGUCUGACCUACAUCCUGUCAAUCAUUUACAGUCCACACACACAUGACGAGAAACUGGAUGUAUGUUUGGUUGUAGCAGGAUGAGGAAGUGAAUAAAACACCCUCCUGCUCCUCUGUUUUCUUUCAGUGUGAGGACGAGUCAACAGAGCAGCAGAGGGAGCUGCAGGUAACCCAGGGUGACAAAGAGCAUCAGCUGUGAGGAGGAGAGAGAGUAAACAGGAGCUGGAGCAGCAGAUCUGACUUUGUGGAUAUGAGGAGGUGACACCUUCCACCCGGCCUGGUGGGAUCAGGACUUCCUGUUGUGGCCCGGCUCCUCUAUGACCUACCUGGCUCACAGCGCCCACGCCCAGCUCGCUGCCCUCUGGCUGAGCUGCGUGGGCUGGACUCUGACCACCGUGGCCCUCGGACUCGUCCAGUGGAGGGUGUGGCAGGUGUCUGACAGGGAGGUGAUCAGCUCCGGUCAGGCCUGGGUGGGCGUCUGGAGGGCCUGCUUCAACAGCCACACCGUGGUGACCCCCGGCUUCAGGGUCAUGCACUGCAGGUACAUCACCCUGACCGAGGCCUUCGCACCUCCAGAGAUUGUGGCGGGCCAGGUCCUCAUGGUCCUCUCAGUCCUGGUGGGGCUCUGCGGGAACGCUGGCGGCGUGUACGCCCUGAGGAACAUCUACCUCGGGCUGGAGAAGAGCUCGCCGAUCCGCUUGUCGUUCCUCACCACCGGAGCUCUGUGCCUGACGGCCGCCGUCAUGUCUCUCAUCCCUCUGGUGUGGAACAUAAGCUCAGUGGCGACCAACCAGACCAUCAGGUUCCCCCCUGAGUUCAAAAUGCCCCCAGAGCCUGAUUCUCAACACGUUGGCUGCGGCAUUGGGGUCGGGAUGGUGGGCACAGUCCUGAUGAUCAUCUCUGGGAUUAUCUUCUGCAGGUACAGGUUACCAGCCAGGCCACAGGCCGGGGCGGACGGUCGGGGGGCUGCAGGGGGGAAAGAUAACCCGGCGUUUGACUCUCAUGAACACUUGUGAUCAGUUUGAAGUUCACACUAACUUUUCAGUCACCAUAAACUGGUAGCAGAUUCAUCAGCUGCUGCUCCUGGAUGAUCUCCAGUGACUCAUCUGUUUUUAUUCUCCAUGACUCAUCUCUUCCUUUACGGCCGUCGGACACAGAGUGAGUUGUUGUGAUGAGGAAAACAGCAGCUUAGAUAAAGACACUGACUUUGAACUGAAACUUGACGAAGAUGUGGUGUGUUAAUAUUUCAGCCACACAUGCUUCAAUCCUUCACUGCAGCUAGAUGUUUUCUGAGCUGCUUUAUGCCUCGUUAGAUGCCGUUCAUGUGGUUAAUCUAGCUGCCUUCUUACACUCACACACUGAAUUCUUUCUAAUGUAGUGACACUGCAGCUCAGCUGUAUGUGAAUCAGAUGUGUACCUGUGCUCGUUCUGUGGAUAAAAGAACAAAUGGGCCUUUGA